Messenger RNA from Molossus molossus (Pallas's mastiff bat), 4881 nucleotides. It is a transcript of the gene LRPPRC, whose product is annotated as leucine rich pentatricopeptide repeat containing. Gene Ontology annotation, molecular function: protein binding. The record is from RefSeq and is a predicted model, not a curated record. The transcript has 38 exons. Bases 1 to 4167 code for a protein of 1388 amino acids. Lineage: Eukaryota; Metazoa; Chordata; Mammalia; Chiroptera; Molossidae.
AUGGCAGCCCUUCUGAGACCCGCCCGCUGGCUUCUCCGUGCCGGGGCGACUGCGCGCCUCCCGUUGUCGCUGCGCCUCCUCGCGGGCGGCCCGGGCCGGCCGCACGCCGCCCUCUGUCAGCCCGCAGCUCGCGCCGCGCCUGGACAGCUACUGAGCCAAGCCAGGCUGUAUGCCAUUGCUGCUGAAAAAAAGAAUUAUCUUCAAGAGGAGUCCACUUCUCCAAGAAGGAGUGCCAGUCAAUUUGAUUGGGCUCUAAUGAGACUAGAUAAUUCUGUCCGAAGAACUGGCCGCAUCCCAAAGACUCUUCUACAGAAAGUCUUCGAUAACACUUGUCACUCAGGUUCCCCAGGUGGUAAUCAUGCCUUGCUUCUGCUGCGUAGCUGUGGUUCUCUCUUGCCUGAACUAAAGCUCUCAGAGAGGACAGAAUUGGCUCAUAGGAUAUGGGAUAAACUUCAGAAAUUGGGUACUGUGUAUGAUGUAAGUCACUAUAAUGCUUUACUUAAAGUCUACCUUCAAAAUGAGCAUAAAUUUUCACCAACUGACUUCCUGUCAAAAAUGGAGGAAGCAAACAUUCAACCAAAUCGAGUAACAUACCAAAGGUUGAUUGCCGCUUAUUGUAAUGUGGGAGAUAUUGAAGGUGCCAGCAAGAUUCUUGGAUUUAUGAAAUCUAAGGAUCUUCCAGUCACAGAGGCAGUAUUCAGUGCCCUUGUUACAGGGCAUGCAAGAGCUGGAGAUAUGGAGAAUGCAGAAAAUAUUCUCACAGUGAUGAAAGAGGCUGGAAUUGAGCCUGGUCCAGACACGUAUCUAGCCUUAUUGAAUGCGUAUGCUGAGAAGGGUGACAUUGACCAUGUUAAGCAGACUCUGGAAAAGGUGGAGAAGUCUGAUCUUUACCUUAUGGACCGUGAUUUAUUGCAAAUUAUCUUUAGCUUCAGUAAAGCUGGGUAUCCUCAGUAUGUCCCAGAAAUUUUGGACAAAAUUACAUAUGAAAGAAGAUAUAUUCCAGAUGCAAUGAACCUUAUUUUGCUUUUAGUUACUGAAAAAUUGGAAGAUACAGCAUUGCAAGUUUUAUUAGCGUGUCCUAUAGCAAAGGAAGAUGGUCUGAGUGACUUUGGCAGUUUCUUUUUACGGCACUGUGUGACUAUGAAUACGCCUGCAGAGAAGCUGAAAGACUACUGCAAGAAGUUAAAGGAAGCCCAGCUGCAUUCAUCUUCUUUGCAGUUCACACUUCAGUGUGCUUUACUAGCCAAUAAAACCGAUUUGGCAAAAACUCUAAUGAAGGCUCUGAAGGAAGAAGGUUUUCCUAUCAGAACUCAUUAUUUCUGGCCAUUGCUAGUUGGACAUCAGAAGGAGAAAAAUGUUCAAGGUGUAGUUGAAGUCCUCAAAGGAAUGCAUGAAAUGGGAGUAAAUCCUGAUCAGGAGACAUAUGUAAAUUAUGUGUUUCCAUCCUUUGAUAGUGUGAAGUCAGCUCGUGCCGUUUUGCAGGAAAAUGGAUGUUUACCUGAAAGUAAUACAUUUUCUCAUGCUGAAUUCAAAAGUGAAGCAGUAAAUGGGAACUUAGACUAUGUUUUAUCAUUUUUGGAAUCAAAUACAUUGCCUUUCUCAUUUACUUCUUUGAGAGGCAGCCUGAUUCUAGGCUUUAGGAGGUCUAUGAAUAUAAAUCUUUGGAGCAAAAUAACGGAACUGUUGUACAAGGAUGGACGUUAUUGCCAGGAGCCUCCAGGACCAACGGAAGCUGUUGGCUAUUUUCUUUAUAACUUGAUUGACAGCAUGAGUGACUCAGAGGUACAGGCCAAGGAGGAGCGUUUGAGACAAUACUUCCAUCAGCUGAAGGAGAUGAAUGUAAAAAUUCCUGAAAAUAUCUACAGAGGCAUUCGUAAUCUACUGGAUAGCUACCACGUUCCUGAAUUGAUUAAGGAUGUUAAUUUAUUGGUUGAAAGAGAGAAGACAGACUCUCGAAAACUUACAUCAUCUGAUUUGGAAUCUACACUUGAAAAACUAAAAGCUGAAAAUCAACCUAUAGGAGAUGUCCUAAAGCAACUCAUACUAGUGCUUUGUUCAGAAGAGAACAUGCAAAAAGCUCUUGAAUUGAAAGCAAAAUAUGAAUCAGACAUGGUUGUCGGUGGUUAUGCAGCUUUAAUAAAUCUGUGCUGUCGACAUGAUAAUGCAGAAGAUGCACUGAACCUGAAACAAGAAUUUGACCGUUUAGAUUCAUCUGCUGUCCUUGACACCAACAAGUAUGUAGGCCUUGUAAAAGUAUUGGGAAAACAUGGCAAACUCCAAGAUGCUAUUAACAUUCUAAAGGAAAUGAAAGAGAAGGAUGUUCUUAUCAAAGAUGCAACAGUCUUGUCCUUUUUUCACAUCCUAAAUGGCGCAGCUUUAAGAGGUGAAACUGAAACAGUAAAACAGUUACAUGAAGCCAUCAUGACUCUAGGGUUAACGAAACCAUCCAGCAACAUAAGUUCCCCAUUGGUCACUCUAUAUCUGGAAAAGGAUGACUUACCUGCUGCUCUUAAAGCCAGCAUUGACUGCUAUGAAAAGUAUAAAGUAUUACCAAGGAUUCAUGAUGUCUUAUGUAAACUGGUAGAGAAAGGCGAGACUGAUCUCAUUCAGAAAGCAAUGGACUUUGUGAGCCAAGAACAAGGUGAAAUGACGAUGCUCUAUGAUCUCUUCUUUGCCUUCCUACAAACAGGAAAUUACAAAGAGGCCAAGAAGAUCAUUGAGACUCCAGGCAUUAGAGCUCGACCCACCAGACUUCAGUGGUUUUGUGAUAGAUGUAUUUCAAGUAAUCAGGUUGAAACUCUAGAAAAAUUAGUGGAGCUGACAGAGAAGCUAUUUGAAUGUGACCGAGACCAGCUGUACUACAAUCUGCUAAAACUCUACAAAAUAAAUGGUGACUGGAAAAGAGCUGAUGCUGUCUGGAAUAAAAUGCAAGAAGAAAAUAUUAUUCCUCGUGGGAAGACAUUAAGAUUAUUAGCAGAAAUCCUUAAAAACAAUAAUCAGGAGGUUCCAUUUGAUGUACCUGAGUUGUGGUAUGAGGAAGAAGAACCUUCCCUGAAUUCUUCAGCACCUUUAGUUGGGGAAACUAAUUUACAGAAAGAACUAUCAAAUGCCUGCCAAAGGCAAAAAAGCAAAGAUGCAUAUAAUAUUUUCCUGAAAGCACAAAAGCAAAAUAUUGUGUUUAACAGUGAAACUUACAACAGUCUUAUAAAAUUACUGUUGAAGGAUAACUUUACACAAGCAAUGCAAGUGAAAGAUUUCGCUGAGACCCACAUCAAGGGCUUCACACUGAACGAUGCUGCCAACAGCCUCCUCAUCAUAACGCAAGUUAGGCGGGAUUAUUUGAAAGAGGCUCUAACAGCACUAAAGAUGGCCUUGGAUCUGAAGCAGACACCUUCUAGGAUAGCAGUGACCCGCCUGAUUCAGGCAUGUGCUUUGAAGGGUGAUUUAGAAAGCAUACAAGCAAUUCAGAAGAUGGUAAAUGGACUCGAAGAUUCAAUUGGACUUUCAAAUAUGGUUUUCAUCAAUAACAUUGCUUUGGCACAAAUAAAGAACAAUAACGUAGAUGUUGCAAUAGAAAACAUUGAAAAUAUGCUUACUUCAGGGAAUCAAACCACGGAAACCCACUACUUUGGCUUGGCGUACUUAUUCAGAAAAGUAAUAGAGGAACGGUUGGAACCAGCACUUGAAAAGAUGAGCAUCAUGGCAGAGAGAUUGGCCAAUCAGUUUGCAGUAUACAAACCCGUUACCGACCUUUUUCUUCAGCUUGUGGAUUCGGGCAAGGUGGAUGAUGCCAGAGCUCUCCUACAGAGAUGUGGUGCAAUUGCUGAACAAACCCCAAUUUUCGUGGCAUUCUGUAUGAGGAGUACUCGGACACCAGGAAAGGCACCAACGUUGAAAUCUUUGUUAGAAUUGAUUCCUGAAUUAAUUGAAAAGGAAGAAGUACACACUUCCAUCAUGAAAUGCUUUGUCUUGGACAAUGAUGUCUCAUCUGCUAAAACACUGUAUGAAAAUUUAACUGCAAAGAAUAUAAAAUUGGAUGCUCUGUUUCUAAAACGUUACGCAGUUUUGCUGAAGAAUGCUGGAGAACCUGUCCCUUUUGCUGAACCCCCUGAAAGCUUUGAAUUCUAUGCGAAGCAGCUAAAGGAGUUAAGAGAAAACCCUUUGUGAAACAAGCAAACACCGCUUUGUUUUGUGUGUAUUUGUGAUUCUGUGUCUAAGAUGUUAUUUUUUAAAUGUAUUUGAGAGACAAAAAUAAAUAAAUUAAAAGUUAAUCUGUUUAUGUGCUUGUAUUUAUUCAUAAUACAGGAUAUGAUAUAUUCAGCAUCUUACUGACGGUGGCUGUGUAUACGUGGUCACCAGACUUUUUGGGUUUUGCCGACAAUAUCAAUUAAUGGCAUUUUCUUUGGGGCUUCUGAUGUAUGAAGCCAUAAUUUUUUAGGAUCUUCUCCCAAUUGACUCUUCAGGUCCUGUACUCAGUUUCACUUAUUAUUGUCAUAAAAAGGUUUUCCUUUAUUUAAGACUUGCUUGUUAAUAUUGUUUAUCUGAAAAAUUUUAAAGCUGGACAGAAUGACAUUCAGCGAGCUUUCUGAUGUGUGAUAUUCUGUGAUGUAUCAAUUCUUUACAUGCGUGAAUCUCUGCAUCAUGUGUCAUUUUGUAAAAUGUUGGUGCUAGAAGUCAUCUUACAAGUCAUCAGAUCCACUGCUCGUCCUUGUCCAGUGAGGAGCAGAGAUCAGAGGGACUGUUGCUCGCCCUUGGUCGGGUGCUGUUUGCCAGCGCCUGGAGGUCCCUCGCGUGCCUGCCUUCUACCACAGGGGCUCCCGUGCGCGUCUGCUCACGGAGGUCUCCAAAACAGUCCGAGUGAUCAUGAAGUAGAGCAAGGCA